GCGGUGUGCCCUGGUCGACUUGGGGGUGCGGCCGCCAUUGUCCGCGGCCAGGGUAAGGCCUUAUUCUGGACCAAAGGGCUACCGAUGUCGUUGUCGCGGAGAGCCUGGCAGGUCGUGGGAACGGCCGCGGAGAAGCGGCACCUGCGGGUCGAGCUGGCUCAGUGCCGGGUUGCAACGGGGGCCUUCUCUUUUCUCGCCGACUCGGUGCCCCGGUUGCCCUCGACCCUCCGGCUCCGGGGUCUGGGUGUGCGAUUCGUUCUGACUGGGAAAGGCCGGCCCUAGUGGGCCGAGUAGGCCAGGUCUGGGACGGUGUCUUGGUGCAGGACAGAAGUCAGACGCUCGGUGCAGGAGCCCCGAGCCAGCUCAGUCGCAGCGCGAGGUUGGGGCGAGUGGCUGCGAGCCAGGCUAAUAACUACAGUGCUCCUGGGCAGGACUCUGGCUGAUUAAUCUUCUGGGAUGGCAGCCAUCAACCCAUGGCCCUCCUGCGGUACCUUCAUGGACCAGUCUUGGGGGAUGGCAGCUGCUGACCCUUCUAUCUCCUGGGAUCUGUGCCCUCAGUCUCCAGCAUGUCACAUAGAGGGAAGCCCUGAGGAAGGGGGAAGAAAGGCAGGUGGGCUUCCAACAGCCCAAGUCCAGGAACCAGUGACUUUCAAAGACGUGGCUGUGGCCUUUACCCAAGAAGAGUGGGGCCAGCUAGACCUUGUUCAGCGAACUCUGUACCGUGAUGUGAUGCUGGAGACCUAUGGACACCUACUUUCUGUGGGGAAUCAGAUUGCUAAGCCUGAAGUCAUCUCCCUGUUGGAACAAGGAGAAGAACCAUGGUCAGUGGAGCAAGGAUAUCCUAACAGCACUUGUCCAGAGUGGAUGAAAAAUGUUGAAAGCAAAGCAUUGAUUCCAGCACGGAGUGUUUUUGAGGAAGAACAAUCCAGCAACAGAAUGAUGUUAGAAAGAUACAUAUGGGAUAAUCCUUGGCUCUCCAGGCUAGGAGUUUUGGGAUAUAGAGACCAAUUAGAAAUGUAUCACAUGAACCAGAGCACAGGUGUGAGGCAAAUGGUCUUCAUGCAAAAACAGGUACUUUCUCAACGAGGUUCUGAAUUCUGUGAACUUGGCACAGAGUACAGCCAAAGCUUAAACUUGAUUCCAUCUCAGAGAGUUUCUCAAUUAGAACAUUUCCACAAACCUGAUACACAUCUUGAAAGUUGGAGAUGUAAUUCAGCCAUAAUGUAUGCAGAUAAGGUUACCUGUGAAAAUAAUGAUAAUGAUAAAGCCUUCUGCCAAUCUGUUCAGCCUGUUUACACUGGAAAAAUGCAAACUGGAGAUAAUCUGUUCAAAUGUACUGAUGCUAUUAAGUCUUUCAAUCACAGUAUACAGUUUGUUGAUCAUAAAGCAGUCCAUACAGGAGAAAAAUUCUAUGGAUAUAAAGAAUACCAUCAAAUCUUUAACCAGAGCCCAUCACUUAUUGACCACCCAAGACUUCAAAUUGGAGGAAACCAGUAUGAAAAAUAUAAAGAGUAUGAAAAUAUCUUUUAUUUCUCAUCUUUUAUGGAACAUCAAAAAAUUGGCAGUGUAGAAAAAGCAUAUAAAUACAAUGAAUGGGAGAAAGUCUUUGGUUACGACUCAUUACUUGCUCAACAUACAAGCACAUACACUGCAGAGAAACCCUAUGAAUUCAACAAAUGUGGAACAUCUUUUAUCUGGAGCUCUUACCUUAUCCAGCAUAAGAAAACUCAUCCUGGAGAGAAACCCUAUGAAUGUGAUAAAUGUGGAAAAGUUUUUAGGAAUCGUUCAGCCCUUACUAAGCAUGAACGGACUCACACUGGAAUAAAACCCUAUGAAUGUAACAAGUGUGGGAAAGCAUUCAGUUGGAAUUCUCAUCUUAUUGUACAUACAAGAAUCCAUACAGGAGAAAAACCUUAUGUAUGUAAUGAAUGUGGGAAAUCUUUCAACUGGAACUCCCAUCUUAUUGGACAUCAGAGAACUCAUACUGGAGAGAAACCUUUUGAGUGUACUGAAUGUGGCAAGUCUUUUAGCUGGAGUUCCCAUCUUAUUGCCCACAUGCGGAUGCAUACUGGAGAAAAACCCUUUAAAUGUGAUGAAUGUGAAAAAGCUUUUAGGGAUUAUUCAGCCCUUAGUAAACAUGAAAGAACUCACUCUGGAGCAAAACCAUAUAAAUGUACUGAGUGUACUAAGUCCUUCAGCUGGAGCUCCCAUCUUAUUGCUCACCAGAGAACUCACACGGGAGAGAAACCUUAUAACUGUCACGAAUGUGGCAAAGCUUUCAGAGAGCGUUCAGCCCUUAGAAAACAUGAAAUUAUUCAUUCGGAAAUUAAGCCCUAUGAAUGUAAUAAAUGUGGAAAAUCCUGUAGCCAGAUGGCUCAUCUUGUUAGGCAUCAAAGAACUCAUACAGGAGAAAAGCCCUAUGAGUGCAAUAAAUGUGGAAAAUCCUUCAGUCAGAGCUGUCACCUUGUUGCUCAUCGGAGAAUUCACACUGGUGAGAAACCCUAUAAGUGUAAUCAAUGUGAACGAUCCUUUAAUUGUAGCUCUCACCUAAUUGCACACCGGAGAACUCAUACUGGAGAGAAACCGUACAGGUGCAACGAGUGUGGGAAAGCAUUUAAUGAGAGUUCUUCCCUUAUUGUACACUUGAGAAACCAUACGGGAGAGAAACCCUAUAAAUGUAAUCAUUGUGAAAAAGCCUUCUGUAAGAAUUCUUCCCUGAUUAUUCACCAGAGAAUGCAUAGUGGAGAGAAACGCUUUAUAUGCAAUCAAUGUGGAAGAGCCUUUAGUGGUCACUCAGCCUUACUUCAACACCAGAAAAAUCAUAGUGAAGAGAAACUAUAAUUGAACUGGUUAAAGACUUUUCUUUUACUGUGUGUUUAAACAACACGUUGGGGAAGAAAGCCCUAUAAGUAUAACCAAGAGGGAAGUUUUUCACUAAGAAUUCAGUUAAGCUGUCUUUGCUAUACAACAGGAAAUCUCUUUUUAGAAGAAAUUUUAUAACUGACAUAAAUGAAAAGACUAGGGAAAACCUUUCAGCAGCUAUGUAGCCUCUAUUCAAUGGUAGGAAAUUAUAGGAAAAAAGUUCUAAGCUUCUUAUGUGGUCCACAAGGAAUCCAUAUUUGAGGAACAUGAUUGGGUAAAUGAAGUAUUCUAGCAAAAGCUCUGAUUUGUAGAUCAAAAUGUAGAAGUUUGUGCAUUAUUAAGAGGAAAGUCUUGUGCCAAGAAUAGUGUUUUAACUGGAAAUAUACUACCUGGAAUAUUAGAUGGAAAGCUUUACAUUAACAUUUUUUUCAUAAUGAUAGAAACAGAUUUUGCUAUUACAAGGGGAGGGUCUAGGUGCUCUUUAAGAGAUAGAAUAUGGAAUACUAAGUCUGAAUUUAUGAAAAAAACUAGUGUAGUACUAAGUGGGGUAUUUACUGUUGAUCAAGGUUAACCUCUUUAGAAAAGAUUAGUAAGAGAGAUAAGUAAUAAUAGAAGAUAGAAAGGUUGUUGUUGCCUAGAAAUAUGAAACUGAAUUUUGAAACAGAAACCAAUACUUAAUGUAGUGUCAGUGUUCAUUGGUACAUAUCAGUCAGUUAUUGGGCAGUUAGCUUAUAACUCUUUUAGGCAAUCACUAUAAAUUAUAAUUGUGGGCACUGGCAAUAUACAUAACAAGAAACAACAAUAAGAAGGACACAAUUGUAUAUAAACAUCUACUAUAACAUCUAAAAAAGUGUGUUUGGAUAAAGACCUCUUAAAACUAUGGAGAAAUUAACCCAGUUAAUUUAAGGUUUUUGUUGGUUUUUUUUUUUUUCUUUUUUUAAGUUUAGUUUUUGUUUUUGUUUUACAAAUAUAUAAGCACUUAACAUGUGCUAGGCCUCCUUUUAAAUAUUUUUUUUAAAUACUAACUUAUUCAAUUCCCUUAACUCUAUGAAGUAGCAUUGUUACUACCCCCAGGCUUACAAAUGGAUAAACAGAAGCAGAGGUGUUGAAUAACUUACCCAGGAGACACAUAAUAGGGAGUACAGUUAAGAUUGUUUGGCUCCAGAGUUUGUGUUUUUAACCACUGUGUUUUCUCACUUUUGUUCAGUGUUUUUAUAAUAAUAUUUGAUAAUAAAUUUCAAGAAAAUCCUAACUAAUAAAAACCUGGUUGCCUAGUUCCUAUAUCCUGAAGGAUUUCUACUAAUAUGUAAAUCACAUAUUUUUUUGGAAUAUGAACAGCUCUGAGAAGGACAUUGAAACCACUGUUUUCUGAGUCCUGGGUUUAAGGGUUACAGACAGCCGGGCAUUGCGAACUUGAGCAAGUGUAAGGACUUUCCCAUGGGGGUUCAGAUUUUGGGUUUCUAGUGCACUCAGCUCUUAGGUGACUAUAGACCUGUAGGAGGAAUAGGAGAGGAAGGGGAGAAAUAAAGGAGAGGAGGAGAAAAGGAGAAACUAAGGGGAGACGGAGAAUGAGAGAGGGGAGAUGGAGUCUUUUCUGUAGCAGUCAAAGGUAGUUGGUAUAUCUAGGUUGGGUAUUGGGUUACACCUCUGAUUGUAAAGGUAUCUUGUUACUGAUCUUUACUAAAUAUAUAAGCCUUUGGAUAAUCUAAGCAUUAGAGUCUCAUCUGUACCAAGCCUGUGUGGUUGGCGGGAUAGGCUGGGCAAUGCCCAGCCUUACAGAGACAGCGUGGAAGAUUGGCAGAGCCAUCUCCCACGCUGGUGUCUUGUGGGUGGCAGCGCUGGUGUUUCUGGCUGGCCAUUUCUGGCCACGUGGUUGAGCUAGGCAGAGCCACUGCAGCAAAGACAGUUGGCUUGACCAGCGGCCGUUUUUAAAUAAUUACAACAUAGACCUACUAUUAUGGAGAUAGUGUUAACUGCAGAAUUCUUGUCUGAGUUUUUCUUAGAGCAUAAGAGGUACAUGCUUCUCUGAAUAGAACAGUAAAUUUAGGGUAAAGGGUACUAUUUCUCUUCAUGCCUGGCUUUUCAGAUCUACUGAAAUACCAUCCAAGUUUCCUAGCAAUAACUUGAAUAAACUAUCAACUCAC
Messenger RNA from Arvicanthis niloticus (Nile rat), 5006 nucleotides. Lineage: Eukaryota; Metazoa; Chordata; Mammalia; Rodentia; Muridae. The record is from RefSeq and is a predicted model, not a curated record.